AUCAAAUCAGCAAGUACAUCUUUCAUAACGAAAAGAUUCCCGCUAUUCCUCUGCUUCCCUUCUUUCCAUUUCAUCCUUCAAGCUUGGAGCUUGAAAUUCUCGUCGACCUUGAUGGGUCCUGCUGAAGAUCGGUCCGAAAUUGUCUUCUUCGACGUCGAAACCACCGUCCCAACCCGAUCUGGGCAGGGUUUUGCCAUUCUGGAGUUUGGCGCCAUCUUGGUUUGCCCCAAGAAGUUAACAGAGCUCAGCUCUUACUCCACCUUGGUCCGACCCGCCGACCCUUCACUUAUCUCCCCCUUGUCCGAACGCUGCAACGGCAUAACUCGUGAUGCUGUUGCCUCAGCGCCUACUUUCGCUGACAUCGCCGAUGAUGUUUACGAGCUUCUUCAUGAACGGAUUUGGGCCGGCCAUAACAUCUUAAGAUUUGACUGUGUUCGCGUCAGAGAUUCAUUUACUGAGAUUAAUCGGCCACCACCGGAACCCAAGGGUACCAUUGAUUCGUUGGUUUUGUUGACUCACCAGUUUGGAAGAAGAGCUGGUGACAUGAAGAUGGCAAGUCUUGCAACGUAUUUUGGGCUUGGACGACAGACCCAUAGGAGCUUAGAUGAUGUUCGCAUGAAUCUGGAAGUUCUCAAACACUGUGCAGCUGUUAGGUUCUUGGAAUCAGUUCGUCCAGACAUUUUUCCAGUGGAUAGGUGGGUUUCUCCAAAUGCUACUACAAGAAGUCGUAGCAAUGGAAAAUCUUUACCAGAUAGGGCCUCAUCAGAUAUGAAAGUGAAAUCCAUGUUAUUAUCACCUGUCGAGAAUCAAUGCAAAGAGGGAAAUGAUCCAUCUUCUCCUAUUGCAAUCAGCAGCUCAGGAAGCUCUGAAUCAAAUACAGGAGAUGCUAAUGUAGUUCAAGAGCGUCGAUUUGACUUGAGUCAGCUUCGUGAUGAAUUAAACAGGGAAUCGAUUCAACCAUCUGUCAUGGUGGAUGAAAAGCCCAUUCCAGAGACAUCCCAGAUGUCUGAGGCAUGUAGCAGCGCUGUUGCUGCUUUGAAUCCUGAUGAAAUAUCCAUCUCUUGUCUCACAGCAUCUCCUGUUCCAUUUUAUCGUGGCAGUCAAAGGAUACAACUAUUGCACAAAGGUUCCCCCUUUCAGCUUUGCUGUACUGAUCUGAAAAUACGGUUUGGAGUAAACGGCAAGUUUCAGGAUCAUGCAGGCCGACCAAAAUUGAGUUUUGUGGUUGAUCUUGCUCCAUCACAACGUCUAUGUGAGGUUCUUGAAGCUUGUGACGGUAUUGUACACAAGUCAUCUUUGGAAUCCGGUAGCAGCUCUGACUGGAGACCAGUUGUUGCAAGAAAAGAUGGCUUCUUCAAUUAUCCCACUAUGCGAUUGCAGAUACCUACAGCAGUAUAUGGGAACGUUGCCAUAUAUGCAGCUGAAAUAUACCAGAAAGAAUCAUCAGGCACUGUUCAAAGGCUGCUCUUCAGUAAGUUGGAUGCGGAGGAGCUCGGUUCCUUGUUCAAAGCUGGGGCAUUUGUUGAUGCGGUCUUCUCCUUAGAAACAUAUGACUAUUAUCAGAACGCAGGGAUUAGAUUGAUUGCUAAAAAAUUGGUCAUUAAUUGCAAGUAGAAGGAAUAAGUGGUGACUAGGUGACACAUGUCAAAUUAGCAGACAAAUAAUAAAUUAUUAUCAAAUUCAUAUAGUUAGGAUUGAUAGAAUGAAUAUUGGUUAAGUUGUAAAGUUGAUUCCAUUGUGAGCUUCAAUUUAUUUGAAAAUUUUCAAGUAUUCUGCUAACACGGGCUCUCUCUUGUGGGGAGGCGCUAUUUGUGAAUUA
Messenger RNA from Neltuma alba, 1819 nucleotides. RefSeq names its product protein NEN1-like. The coding region runs from base 112 to 1614 and encodes 500 amino acids. Gene Ontology annotation, molecular function: nucleic acid binding; 3'-5' exonuclease activity. NCBI's taxonomy places the organism in Eukaryota, Viridiplantae, Streptophyta, Magnoliopsida, Fabales, Fabaceae. The transcript has 6 exons. The record is from RefSeq and is a predicted model, not a curated record.